Molecule: messenger RNA, 2552 nt
Organism: Periconia digitata
Lineage: Eukaryota; Fungi; Ascomycota; Dothideomycetes; Pleosporales; Periconiaceae
Source: the annotation of a GenBank genome assembly
CUCAUGGAAACAUGGCAUUCUGAUUGGCCCAAUAGUCAACCUAUAGGCGUUGACGACUUGGAUAUAUACGAGGCGCCAACGUCAUGCGUUACCAAGCGAACAUGUCCCCAACUGACCUUCCCUUCCGAGCUCCCCUGCCAAUACGUACCCAUCCACCUCCUAAUCGCUUUAUGUACAUAGGCAGGUAGUCAUGCCAGAGCAUUUACAUCUCCCUUCGACACCCUCUCCUUAAAUACCGCUCCAUCCCCUCGAGCCACUCCGGUCAGAGAGGCUCACGGAACAGUCCGGCAGCAAUCAUGGCACGCUCCCACCUCUUCCUCGCUUUUGUCGCCGCCUUCACUGCUGCGCUCAUCUUUGGCCAGUUGGUGUUUGGCUUCAACCUCGACUUCAACUCGAGCCCAUACCAGCGCCAGCAGCAGACUCAUUCGUUCGCCAAAAACCAGGCCGACGAGCCUGCGCCCGAGGCAGAUGCUUCCCAGUACCUCGUCGGCGUGGGGAGAGCCGACAUCACCGGCCCUGUUGUCGAGCUCAACCUCAUGGGAUAUGCCAAUACAUCCCAAGUCGGGACCGGUCUACGCCAACGCCUGUAUUCACGUGCCUUCAUCGUGGGCAGCCCCAGCAACCCCAGCGACCGUAUCGUCUACCUAGUUCUCGAUACCCAGAGUGGCGACACUGCCAUUCGCAAUGGCAUUCUCGAGGGCCUCCAGAACUUGGGCUCCGAUUACUCCGUCUAUACCAGGAAGAACGUCGCAGUCACGGGCACCCACAGUCAUGCCGGACCUGGCGCGUGGCUCAACUACCUCCUCCCUCAAAUCACCAGCUUGGGAUUCGAUAAGCAGAGCUACCAGGCCAUCGUAGACGGCGCUUUGCUCUCCAUCAAGCGCGCCCACGAGGGGCUCACCGAGGGAACUGUCAGCUCCGGUACCACCAACAUCAAUGAUGCCAACAUCAACCGCAGUCUGUUCGCCUACCUUGCAAAUCCCGAAGAAGAACGUGCCCGCUACACCGACAACGUCGACAAGACCAUGACCCUUCUCAAGUUCACCCGUGCUAGUGAUGGGAAGAGCAUUGGCGUCCUGAACUGGUUCGCGGUUCAUGGUACUAGUCUAUUGGGGAACCAGACCAUUGUUGCUGCAGACAACAAGGGUGUGGCCGCCUAUUUGCUCGAGAAGGAUGUGGACGCGAACGCCGCUGCUUUGAACGCUGCCCCUGGCUUCGUGGCCGGCUUCUCGCAGGCCAACGUAGGCGACACAACCCCCAAUGUGAACGGCGCAUGGUGCGAAGAUGGCUCCGGCCAGGAGUGCAAGGUAUCUGACAGCACCUGUGGCGGUAAAAGCCAGGACUGUCACGGAAGGGGUCCCUUCUUUGGACUAAAUGACGGCGGUGUCAAGUCGUGCUACGAGAUCGGAAAGAGACAGUACGAGGGCGCAAAGUCCAUUCUUACGUCCGACAGCUUCACCCCCUUGUCUGGAAAUGUACGAUCUUUUCACACUUUUGUCGACUUUUCCAACUUCACUUUCGCCCUGAGCAACGGAACCACCGUCAAAACAUGCCCAGCUGCAAUGGGCAAUGCUUUUGCUGCCGGAACGUCGGACGGUCCUGGAGCCUUUGAUUUUGUGCAGAACGACCCGGGGGCGCCCAACAAUCCUUUCUGGAAUGUUGUAGGCAGUCUUAUUGCUCCCCCUAAUGCUGAGCAGCGAAGCUGCCAGCAGCCUAAGCCAGUCCUUCUCAAUGUUGGUCAAGCCAAGGUCCCAUACGACUGGUCUCCCAACAUUGUCGACAUUCAGGUACUCCGUCUCGGCCAGUUCUUCAUCAUCGUCUCGCCUGGCGAAGCUACCACCAUGUCUGGGCGCCGCUGGCGCGAGGCUGUCUACAAUGCAGCCGUUUCCUCCAGCCUUGUGCCUUCUAGCACCCCUCCUAUCGUGGUUCUCGGUGGACCUGCCAACACGUACACGCACUACAUCGCCACGCCUGAGGAGUAUGGUGUUCAACGUUAUGAAGGAGCAUCCACGCUGCACGGGCAAUACACCCUGAAUGCUUACAUCAACAACACUCUCACCUAUCUACCCUUCCUAGCAGAUUCAGCAACCUCUUCGGCCCCGGCUGGCCCUUCACCACCAGACAAUCGCGGCCGCAGCAUCAGCCUCAUCACCGGCGUCGUCUACGACAGCAAUGGUUCCAAACCCUACGGUUCCGUGGUCACUGACGUAUCCUCGUCAUACACUUCAGGCUCUGUUGUCCGUGCCGUUUUCGUGGGCGCCAACCCCCGCAACAAUCUCCGCCUCGAAAACACUUUCACCGCCGUUGAGCGUCAGAACUCUGACGGUACAUGGACGCGUGUUAGAGAUGACAAGGAUUGGGAACUUGUAUACGAGUGGAAGCGCGUCAAUGGGCUGUUGGGAACCAGCGAGGUUACCAUCACGUGGGAUACCGCUGUCUCUGGCGCUUCGCAGGGCACGUACCGGUUGAAGUACUACGGGGAUGCGAAAGCCGCUUUUGGAGGCGCCAUCACCGCGUUCGAGGGCACUAGCGGCGUGUUUACGAUCGCGUAG